UCUCCAGCAUCGUCUAAAAUCGACGCAGCCGUCAAGGCGCAGGUUUCACUUUAAGAAGCAUCGGUGUGUGCUGAACACGGUCCAUAGAAAGAACUAGAUCUGUUUCGACGUCAUUUCCGAUGGAAUAUUCCAGUCAAUCCUGAUAUGCCUUUAAAAAGAGACCCUGAAAAGGAUACAUGUGUUGUCUGACAUUAACAAGUGCAGGACAGAAGAUUAUCUUCGUUAAUAGAAAGUCUUAACUGUUUAUGAGGGAUCACUGAAUGCGAAUAAAAUAAAACAAAGAAUACUGUGUCGUCGACUGUGAAUUCAACAACAGCCGUUAUUUGUCUGCGUUUGUUUUGAUUGGCAUCGCUCGGUGCUUGACAUUGAAGGUAAGUUUCUCAGCGUGACAUACCAAGACGCUUUGAGGAAGGAUGGAAUUAUUUGUUUUUGUUAAUUUAAGCUCAAUAGGCUUAAUUUAAAAAAAGAUAUAGAACAAUAAAUGAUAUUUUACGGGCAGAAUAAAAAGUAUUCAUUCAUUUUAUCUAUAGCUUUAUCAUAAAAAAUCGUUUUUGACUGUAAGGUGAGGUAACUACUGUACUUUAGGUAAGAUACCGGUCUAUGAGAUAGAAGAUGACUGUGCUCUCUGAUGUUGAAUACGCAUUUUACACUAUAACCAAACAGGGGACAUUAUACAAUUAAAAGAUUUGUAUUCAAUUUAAUUUUACAUUAGCCUAUUUUUUUGUGUUUAAAUGAAUGGCAGAAACGAGUUAAUCUUACCCUAACCUUAUAACAGAGCUGACAAGUUAUAGCCUACGUUUUUUUUUUUUUUUUUUGAGGUGCCUAUAUCUCCCCCCUAUCUAGUGCGAUAGUUUUCUGCGUAGGUUAUUUGUGAUGUUAUGCAAUAGACACGUGGUCCUGAUGCAGGAGUCAACGUCUGUUUGAAUACAUCUCACCCUUCAUUCAGCCAAUAAAGGAAGAAGUUUCUUGUCAUUUAACACCCUGGUACUGGCUAGACCGUGUCACUUGCUGUUUGGCUUGAAGAUCUUUGUAGACCAUCAUGAUCCUCCUGACUCCUACGUCUGCCUUUCUUCAGGACGCGAAAAAACUGCUCCUAAACGAACAAGCGAACUGGGCGCAUCUAAAGGAGUUUGCCCGUAAAAAUGCUGCCAAUGCUCUUUCUGUUGCCAACCUGCUCAUGGGCAUGGCCUCGAUCCUCUGCAGUCUCAACGGCCAUCAUUAUGCUGCGUGCUGGCUGGUUCUGAUUGGGUACCUGCUGGAUUUGGCAGAUGGAGCGGUUGCCAGGCACCUGAAUGCAUGUUCUGCACUGGGUGCUAAGUUGGAUGAUUUUGCUGAUUUCACAACAUUUGGAAUAGCAACUUCACUCCUCCUGAGGACACCCAGUCUGCUGGAUAACAUCCUGUGCAUGAUCUACAUGCUGUCUGUCUUUGCACGUCUCUGCUUCUUCUCCAGCGGAAUCCCAUUCGUUUACCGUGGCCUGCCGUGCAUCUACUCCUCUGCCAUCCUCGUGUGUGGUUCUCUGCUGACUGGUGGAAAUAUGGCCGUAUUGAGAAUCUUAGCCGUGGCCAUGAUUCUCUUCAUGAUCAGUCAGAACUUCUACCCGCAUGACAGAGUGCUGGAGUCUCAGGCCUGGAAGAAGGUGGUCUACAUCGGAGGAGUUGCGAUGGUGUUCUGCUCCUCCUUUCCUCCAGCUUGUGUUUACUACUUGUUAUGGUCAGUUUCCUACAUACUGUUUCCAACAACCCUGUGGAGCUGCAAAGUUGAUGAACUUCACGAAAUAGACGUGCUCUGGGAGGCUUCGGACGUCUUGAUUGCUGCUGAUGUUUUAUUGCUAAGAAUGAGAAAUGCUUUCUGCCUCACACAUACAGUAUAACGUCAUGCGUUUGAAUGUCACUUUGACAGAAAUAAUAACAGUUUGCGUGUUGUUUGUCGCACAACUCAGUCUGCCUGAAUCAAAUGUGAGGCAAGAAACUGUGUGUAGAGAUCGUCAGAUUUGCUGUGGAUACUCUUAUGCUUUUUGGUUGUUUCAGAGACUGAUUGGAAAAAGGUUUCACAACUCAAUCCUCACGAUUUCUGAUUACAUUGCCUCUUAAAAUCCAUACUGUAAGGAUACUUAGAAUUAAUUAUAAAACAAUGAAUACUGUUAGGGAAUUUUGUAUGCAUGUGAUCUGUGUAAAUUAAUGUAAAAACACUACAAUGUGAUCAAGGUAGUGGUUAUCAUCAUCAUCAUCAUCAUCAUAUACUGUAGUUUGUCUAUUGCCUAUUCAUGUGUAAGUUUAUGUUCCAUAUAAUAUUAGAUGGGUCUUCAAACAAAUGCCUCGUGACAACAUGAAGACUAUGGCAGUUGGUUUUAUUUUGAUAAGUUUAUCUGUAUCAUUUAAAAGCCUCUGUUUUAAGGGGUCCUGACUUCUGUUUAGCGAGUGAUCUUGCAUUGGGUUUGCUGAGUACUGUAAUACUGCAACAUCAGUAUUAAGGCAUUACUUUGUGUUCUGUUGCAUCAACUUGUGGUUACUUUUUAUUAAAAUUUAGGGGUGUUGAAAAGAAA
Molecule: messenger RNA, 2545 nt
Organism: Danio aesculapii
Lineage: Eukaryota; Metazoa; Chordata; Actinopteri; Cypriniformes; Danionidae
Gene: tmem269
Product: transmembrane protein 269
Exons: 8
Coding region: 1040-1873 (277 amino acids)
Biological process (GO): phospholipid biosynthetic process
Cellular component (GO): membrane
Molecular function (GO): phosphotransferase activity, for other substituted phosphate groups
Source: RefSeq, a predicted model, not a curated record